Molecule: messenger RNA, 1300 nt
Organism: Myxocyprinus asiaticus (Chinese sucker)
Lineage: Eukaryota; Metazoa; Chordata; Actinopteri; Cypriniformes; Catostomidae
Gene: capgb
Product: capping protein (actin filament), gelsolin-like b
Exons: 9
Coding region: 167-1204 (345 amino acids)
Biological process (GO): actin filament severing; barbed-end actin filament capping; actin polymerization or depolymerization
Cellular component (GO): cytoplasm; actin cytoskeleton
Molecular function (GO): actin filament binding; phosphatidylinositol-4,5-bisphosphate binding
Source: RefSeq, a predicted model, not a curated record
UUUUGCACACAUCUAUUUGUUUGAGUGGGGGUGUAUAUUCAAGGGGGUUGGGCCAGAACUGAAAACUGAUGCAGGAAGUGAUUUUGUACAUGCCACCUCUCCUCCACAAAAUCUCUUCCUUUCUUACUCGAAACUCUGCAGGGUCCUCCGACUUACUACAGCAAGAAUGCUCCCAUUUCAGGCCGCUCCAGGACAGUUUAAGGAAGAGGCGAGGCAGCCAGGGCUGAGGUGUUGGCGAGUGGAGAAGAUGAAGGCUGUUCCCUUGGACUCUGCUGAGCUGGGGGCUUUCUUCAACGGGGACUCCUACCUUGUGCUGGACAACCGGGGUGACCAGGGAGCAGACCUCCACAUGUGGAUUGGAGAGAAAUCAUCUCGUGAUGAGCAGGUAGCUUGUGCCAUGUUGGCUACACAGUUGGAUAACUUCCUGGGUGGAGAUCCGGUCCAACACAGGCAGGUUCAGGGCUAUGAGUCUCCAGAAUUCAUGAAUCUGUUCCCUCGAGGGGUCAGCUACAAGGAGGGAGGUGUGGAGUCUGGGUUUAGAAGACCACAGGCUGGAUCUGGUCCCAUUCAGAGGUUAUACCAAAUUAAAGGAAAACGGAACAUUAGAGCCAAGGAAGUAGUUCUGAGCUGGGAGAGCUUUAACAAAGGGGACUGUUUCAUACUCGACCUGGGGGAGACGAUUGUGUCGUGGAUAGGCUCACAGGCAAACAUCUUUGAGAAGCAGAAGGUGAGGGAGAUCGCCGCUCUGAUCAGGGACACAGAGAGACACGGCAAAGCCCAAAUCACUAACAUCAAUGAGGGAGAGGAGACACAAGAGAUGCUACAGGUUCUUGGUCCAAUGCCACAGCUGAAAGAAAGCACACCAGAGGAAGACAGCCAAGCAGAUGUAUCAAACUCUGCCUCCCUCUAUAAGGUUUCAGAUGCAACAGGGUCAAUGAAGUUGACAAAGGUGUCAGAGAAAAGUCCAUUCGCCAAGGACUUGCUGGUACGUGAUGACUGCUUUAUCCUGGACAAUGGGGCCAAUGGAAAAAUCUUUGUUUGGAAAGGGAGUGGAGCCAAUGCAGAAGAGAAGAGGGCCGCGCUGAAGAUGGCAGAUGACUUCAUCCACCAAAUGAAUUACCCUAAGAUGAAAACACAGGUGGAGAUUUUACCUCAGGGCCGAGAGACCGUCAUCUUCAAACAGUUUUUCCAAAACUGGAAUUAAACCACUUCACUGCACUAAAUGAUCAUAGAAACAAACUGCUCACAAACGGUUAUUAAAGAGAGACUGUUUUUUUUUUUUUUUUUUUUAAUCAAAUAA